Arabidopsis thaliana (thale cress) is the source of this 1666-nucleotide messenger RNA. It is a transcript of the gene SWEET2, whose product is annotated as Nodulin MtN3 family protein. Gene Ontology annotation, biological process: carbohydrate transmembrane transport; protein homooligomerization. Bases 503 to 1213 code for a protein of 236 amino acids. Lineage: Eukaryota; Viridiplantae; Streptophyta; Magnoliopsida; Brassicales; Brassicaceae. Gene Ontology annotation, molecular function: sugar transmembrane transporter activity. The transcript is spliced from 6 exons. The record is from RefSeq and is marked reviewed. Gene Ontology annotation, cellular component: membrane; plasma membrane.
AUGAUUUUCAAAACCUUUCGAGUUUUUUCAAUCUUUUUAAUCAAUGGGAUCAAAUUUCGAAUAUCAUUAAGACUUUUAAGAGAAUUUUUAGACCAUUAUGCAUAUGUUUACCUUAAUUUUUUCAUGAUCUAUAUUAUUUUAAAUGGAAUUUAUUAACAAAUAUGUAUAACGUUACGACACUUUUUCGUAAUUAAUUUGUUUGUAAGAUAGUUAAACAGUAGACAAAGCCAAAUAUGGACCGCAUAUAUAUAGUCGUACACAUUCAGCCUUUUGCUCCUUACCUUUUUAAGAAAGUCUUCUUUUAAGUUUCUGGGUUUCAGUUUUUUUUUUUUUAAAAUAAAAGUUUCUAUAAGAAGAAAUCUCGUCUCUGUUUAAUUCUCUCUUUAACGUUUUGAUCCGUUUCCAUAAGAACAUAACAGAGCAAGAAAAAAAAGAAAGCACAAGCUUUGUUGUUCUGAAGAGAAAACAAACAAAACAGAGAGUUUAAGACAGAGAGAAGCUCAUGGAUGUUUUUGCUUUCAAUGCUUCUUUAUCCAUGUGUAAAGAUGUUGCCGGAAUCGCAGGCAACAUAUUUGCAUUUGGACUCUUCGUUUCACCAAUGCCAACGUUUAGGAGGAUCAUGAGGAACAAAUCGACGGAGCAAUUCUCCGGUUUACCAUACAUUUACGCUCUCUUAAACUGCUUGAUCUGCCUUUGGUAUGGCACACCUUUCAUAUCACACAGCAAUGCCAUGCUUAUGACUGUGAAUUCCGUUGGAGCUACGUUUCAGCUUUGCUACAUUAUCCUCUUCAUCAUGCAUACAGACAAGAAGAACAAGAUGAAGAUGCUUGGUUUGCUUUUUGUGGUGUUUGCUGUGGUUGGAGUGAUUGUAGCUGGAAGUUUGCAGAUACCUGACCAGCUCACACGGUGGUACUUUGUCGGGUUCUUGAGCUGCGGUUCUCUUGUUUCAAUGUUUGCCUCGCCGUUGUUUGUUAUUAACCUAGUGAUUCGGACUAAGAGCGUUGAGUUUAUGCCGUUUUAUCUCUCGCUAUCGACUUUCUUGAUGAGUGCUUCCUUCCUUCUUUACGGGUUAUUCAACAGCGAUGCCUUUGUUUAUACACCAAAUGGAAUAGGAACGAUUCUUGGCAUUGUGCAGCUGGCUUUGUACUGUUACUACCACAGGAAUUCUAUAGAAGAAGAAACAAAAGAGCCUUUGAUUGUUUCUUACGUGUGAGGUUCGCGCAAAGAAGCAAAUUUAUAGUGGGGAAAUUAAAAGAAACCAGAAAAUGUGGUGACAUCAAGAUUCUUUGUUGUUGUUGUUAUUGUUGUCUACUCUGUGUAGCUCAUUGUGACUAUCUACCGGCUUUCAUUCUCUCAUGGCGUGAAGAUGUUUAUUCUCUCUGCUUCUGUCAUGAUCGAAGGAUGGAAGUCUUUUUCAGUUUUGAUGGCUCAAUUGCUGAAGAUUAUGUGAAGACACAUGACAGAUUCACUGGUGUACGUGGGUUUUGUUUUUGUGUGGUGGAAAUCUCAUGGUGGGUCGAUAACGUUUGUCCAUAUAUUGUUUGUUUUUUUUGAAGAUUACUCUAUUUUUUUGUUCAUAAGAUUUUUUUUCUUUGAUAUGGAAAUCUCUGGUGGGUUGAUUUGAAGACGUUUGUUAAGGAUUAUUCUAUUUUGUCUGUUCAUAAGA